Messenger RNA from Delphinapterus leucas (beluga whale), 1215 nucleotides. The record is from RefSeq and is a predicted model, not a curated record. Lineage: Eukaryota; Metazoa; Chordata; Mammalia; Artiodactyla; Monodontidae.
AUGGCUCGGGCACGCGGGCUGGGCCUGCUGUUGGCGUUGCUGUUGCCCAUGGUCGGUGCCUCCAGGCCGGACACCGUGGUCAGACUCAACAAGGAAGUGCUGAGCUACGUGGCUGAAGCCGAGAAAGCCCCUCUCCAGUGCGCCCUGCAGGUCACUGUCCCGCAUUUCCUGGACUGGAGUGGAGGGGUGUUCCAGCCCACCAGUGUCCCAGAGCCCCUGCAUCUGAUGCUACCUAUGGCACUGCUGGCCAACACCCCUGUGAACCAGGGCUCCAUCGUGGUCAGCAUCUCUGGCUGCUUCUCUCUCUUCGACAAAGCCAUCGUGCUUGAUGGCUAUAACAGCACAGCCCCUGUGCUGCUGGCCCCGCUGCAGAAUCACAUCAAAGCUGUGCUGCGGAACAAGCUGUGCCUGAGAAUCUCCAACCUGGUGCAGGGCUUCAGUGUCCACCUGGGCACUUUAAUUGGCCUCAGCCCUGUUGGUCCAGAGUCCCAAGUUCCCUACUCCAUGAUCGACACACCCACCAUCACCAAUGACUACAUUUCCUUGAAUAUCAAUGCUGUUCUCUUCCUCCUGGGCAGACCCAUCGUCCUGCCUGUGGAUACCACCUUCGUGCUGCCACAGCACGUGGGCACCAGGGGUGCCAUGGCAACUGUGGGCCUCUCCCAGGACCUGAUUGGCUCUGCCAUCCUGCUGCUGCAGAAGGCUGGUGCGCUCAACCUGGACGUCACAGGGCAGCUGAAGUCAGAUUACAACCCGCUGAACACCUCCAUGCUGGGCCAGCUCAUCCCCAAGGUGGGCCAUCAGUUACCUAAGCCCAUGGCCCUGGUGCUCAAGGUGCGGCUGGGUGCAACACCCACAGUCACACUCUGUACCAACAACGCCACACUGCGGCUGCAGCCCUUCGUGGAGGUCCUGGCCCCGGCGUCCAACUCGGCUUUCCAGUCCCACUUCUCCCUCGAUGUGGUAGUGAACCUGAGCCUCCAGCUCUCCGUGUCCAAGGUGAGGCUUCGGGGGGCCACAUCUGUGCUGGGGAAUGUCCAGCUCACUGUGGCCUCCUCUAAUGUGGGCUUCAUUGACACGGACCACGUGCAGCCACUCAUGGCCGCUGUGUUUGAGAAGCCCCUGCUGGACCAGCUCAAUGCUCUCUCGGGCAUGGGGGUUGCACUCCCCCACGUGGUCAACCUCCAGUAUGUCACCCCGGAGAUCUUUGUCUAG